AUGACUCCUUCUCCUUUCUUUCACAAAGGAGCAGGCUCGCUAAAUCGCAGUUUUUUGGAACUGGGACGAUUGGGGAAAAAGACGAUUGGGGAAAAGGACGAUUGGGGAAAAAGACGAUUGGGGAAAAGUACGAUUGGGGAAACCGAAAAGUAUUAUUUUUCUUCGAUGCAAAUGUCGAAAUUAGGAUAAUCGAGGGUGCUCAUUUCGAAAAUGACAUUCUUACGUCCACUACGCUUUAGGCGUUCGUGGUGUUGUUCUGGUGCUUAGUACGCCUAUUUUUACUUCGUACUACAUAGUAUCAGACAGUACUAUAUAGCACCAAGUCUUUAAAACGUGUUUUUGAAGAGUACUAAGCAUCAAAACAACACCAUUAACGUCAAAAGCCAUAUUUUCACUUUGUACUAUAUAGUAUCAGAAUGGGCUGCCUGGAGACAACGGCUACCCUGGAGCACCAGGCUUGCCUGGAGAGUUUGGAGAACGAGGAUUGCCCGGACUUCCGGGAGAACAUGGUCUACGGGGAAUCGAUGGAAAACGAGGACACGAUGGACUUCCUGGCCUGCCUGGAUUACCUGGAGCUCCUGGAUUCCCAGGAGAAAAGGGCAACAAAGGAGCCUACGGCCCACCUGGAUUCAACGGUCAAGAUGGACAACCUGGCUUCCCAGGACAACGAGGCGACAAUGGGCCACCUGGAGUACCUGGUUUCCCUGGCGACAGCGGUCUUCUUGGCCUUCCUGGAUCUCCCGGAUAUCCUGGUGAAAGUGGCGACGCGGGUCUUCCUGGCCCAUCUGGCCUUCCUGGUCGACCAGGACCUCAAGGAAAACCAGGUCUUCCUGGCCUCCCUGGCCCAUACGAUCAACGAACUCACUCACCAAUUGGAGCCCCUGGAGAUUACGGUCUGCCCGGUAUUCCUGGCCUUCCCGGUGAUGUCGGAGACCGUGGACUUCCUGGACCACCAGGAAAAGCCGGCUUCCCUGGACUGGCUGGAGAACAUGGAACCCCUGGAUUGCCCGGCUUCCCAGGAGAACCUGGAGUUACUGGAACUCCGGGAGUUCAAGGCGUUCCCGGCCGUGAUGGCCGUCCCGGCUUCCCUGGACCACCUGGAUACCCUGGCGGCCCUGGUGGAUGGGCUCCAUCUCGAGGAUUCACAAUUACCAAGCAUUCGCAGACCACCGAGGUUCCACCAUGCCCUCCGGGAUCGAGCAAACUCUGGGAGGGAUACUCGUUGCUCUAUGUUCAAGGAAAUGGACGGGCCGCCGGUCAGGAUCUGGGAUCACCCGGAUCUUGCAUCCCCAAGUUUUCCACGAUGCCAUUCAUGUUCUGCAACAUGAAGGAGACUUGCCACUUCAGCAGCCGAAGCGACUACAGUUUCUGGCUUUCCACUGGCGAACCUAUGACAGCGAUGAUGAAUCCAGUAAGUAAUAUCAGCGUUUAUGUCUCUGCUUUUUUUGAACGGAGGAAGUAAGAAAACAUUUCUUUCAGAUUACCGGAACGUCAAUUCGCCCACAUAUUUCUCGCUGUUCUGUUUGUGAAAUUCCAACUCAAACUAUUGCUGUUCAUUCUCAAGACUCGUACGUUCCAGAAUGUCCAGGCGGAUGGUCGCCGUACUACAGCGGCUACAGUUUUGCUAUGGUAAGUAUAAGGCUGAAAAAAGAGGAGGAACUUUGGCAACAGCCGUUCACAUCUAGAAAUAAAAAAACAAUGCAAAAAAAUCUUCAUUUCCUGACAAAAAAAACAAAAAUAUUUUCUUUUUCGUCGAAUCUUCCAGAACAAGACGGAAUGCCAGACGAGAAUUUUCGUGCCGGGACGCCGUAAAACCCCAUUUUUUGAUUAGAAACAAGGAAAAAGCAUCAUACUUGCAAAAAAACCUUGGUUUCUUUGUUUUCAAUCAUUCAUUCGUAUAAUAAAUAUAUUCCAGCACACUGGAGCGGGCGCUGACGGUACCGGCCAGAACUUUGAGUCACCCGGCUCUUGUCUGGAGGAGUUCCGUGCCGUGCCUUUCAUCGAGUGUCACGGUAAAGGAACCUGCAACUACUACGCCACGAAUCAUGGCUUCUGGCUAGCCAUUGUUGAGCAGAACAAACAGUUCCGCAAGCCGAUGCCGCAGACCUUGAAGGCCGGUGGUUUGAAGGACCGUGUCAGUCGUUGUCGUGUCUGCAUCAAGAAUCGACAGUAA
Messenger RNA from Bursaphelenchus xylophilus (pine wood nematode), 2173 nucleotides. Lineage: Eukaryota; Metazoa; Nematoda; Chromadorea; Rhabditida; Aphelenchoididae. The record is from the annotation of a GenBank genome assembly.